Acanthosepion pharaonis is the source of this 633-nucleotide messenger RNA. Lineage: Eukaryota; Metazoa; Mollusca; Cephalopoda; Sepiida; Sepiidae. The record is from the annotation of a GenBank genome assembly.
AUGCUACUUCUUUUUCAGCUUCUUCUCCUCCUUCUUCUUCGCCAUUUCUUCCCCUUCUUUUUCAGCCUCUUCUUUUUCACCAUCUUUUGUUCAGUUUCUUUUUUAGCUUUUUUCUCUCUUUCUCUCUUUCUUGCGCUCUCUUGUUUGAUUAAGCCUCUCUCUUUCCAUCUCUCUUUUUUUGUACGACUGAGUAUCUCUCCCCUUCUCUCUCUCUCUCGCCCAUUUGUACGAUUAAGCUUCUCUCUUUCCUCCUCUCUCAAUCUCUUUAGUACGAUUGUCUCUCACUCACUCACUCACUCACUCACUCACUCACUGACUCCCUCUCUCUCUUGUAUACGAUUAUGUCACUUUCUCUCUCUUUCGGUCUCUUGCAUGAUUAAGUCUCUCUUUGAUUCUGCUUUUUACUAUCUUUCCUCUUCACUAUGUUUUCCUACCUCCAUUCCGUUGCAACUCUUUGUGACUGUUAUCAUCGGAUUGGCUAACCUUUAUCACAAAUCAAACAACAUCUCAUUACGAAGUCACAUUUUCUCUUUCCGCUAUUUUAGUCUCGGAUACUGUCAUCCGUUCAUUUAUUCAGUGACACUCAUUCUUUUAGAACGUCUCUUUCAAGAGCUGCAAGCGUUUGAGAUUUAA